Molecule: messenger RNA, 441 nt
Organism: Strongyloides ratti
Lineage: Eukaryota; Metazoa; Nematoda; Chromadorea; Rhabditida; Strongyloididae
Exons: 2
Coding region: 1-441 (146 amino acids)
Source: RefSeq, a predicted model, not a curated record
AUGAUAUCAAAAUAUUUUUAUUUUUCUUGUUGGUUAUUAUUUAUUUUUGAAGCUAACACAGUAUAUUCUAAAUUAUGGGGCUCGCGUUUUAAAAGAUUAACUAAAUUUACCAAUAAUUAUGGAUAUGGACCACUUGGUUGGGGACCACAAGGAGCUAAUGCUGGAAUUGAUUCUUUUGGUUUUAUUAGAGAUAAAUAUUAUAAUAGUGGUUUACCACCCAAAUAUACAUGGUCUAGUUUUUCAAAUUAUUAUUCAUCUUAUGGUUCAUAUCAUUCUGAUCAUGUAAAAUAUAAAACAUUCUUGGAAGAAUUUAUUGCCUAUAAGAAUCGUCAUGAACCCGCAACACCUCAUAAAUAUCCAUUUAUCAAAUUUUCUGCAGAAGGUCCAUAUUAUAAUGGUGUUUGGGGAUACAAUAAUCAUUCUCCAUAUUGGUUUGGAUAA